Dentiscutata heterogama is the source of this 159-nucleotide messenger RNA. NCBI's taxonomy places the organism in Eukaryota, Fungi, Glomeromycota, Glomeromycetes, Diversisporales, Gigasporaceae. The record is from the annotation of a GenBank genome assembly.
AGGUCCAAAGUAUCCUUUAGUUGAAAAAGCAAUAAAUAUUUGGGUUGGCCAAGUUUUAGCUGCUAGUCUAGUUCUCACAGACAAAUUAGGGAAAUCAAAAGAUCGUGAGUUCAGAAGACUUCUUGGCAUUUUUGAAGAUGAAUUAAAAUUUUUGAAUAG